GUUUGUAGGUUACUGAAAGAUUUCACCAACCACAGAUAAGAAGAUUAGGGAGGAAUUAAUGGUAUUCCUUUGUCAUUAUAGGAAUAAAUUGAUAUUUGGUUUUAAAUCAGGGGUUGGGGGAGUCGGAGGAACAUGUUGUGUCAGGAGACGUAAGCAGAGGGAUGGCACAGUGACAAGCAAACUUAGCCAGGGGGAUGCCGGUGCACUGGAGCUAAGCGCUGGAUAUCUCGACCGAUGUAUCAUGUUACAGGAGAUGAGAGCGCGGGAUAAUGCAGAAGUAGCUGGGUGUGUGUGUGGCGGGGCGGAAUGAGUGCUGCUGGGACAUGGACGUACAAGUAGGGGACGGGGGCAGCUGUGGCAUUCCCUGGGUCAGACGCUGACGCAGUGGGAGGAACGUGCGGGUUCCUCUCGUCUUUCCAGCCCCAGCUUAACCAUGAGAGUGGCCCUCCUGGGCCUCAGACUGAUGUGCUUGGCCUGGUUGUGGCCCAUCACCCAGCUCCACGGCAGCCACUUCCCGAACAAGAGGAGACACAAGGAUGUGUACGUCGGAGAGAACACCAAACAGAAGCAUGGAGGGCGGGUGGAUCCUAAGAUGAAAAAGCUGGACAGCACCAAGUCUCUGCUUAUUAAAUCUGAGCAGCUGCUUCGGAUUGAAGACCAUGACUUUGCAAUGCGGCCGGGCUUCGGAGGUUCAGCUAUACCUGUCGGCAUCGACGUCCAGGUAGAGAGCAUUGACAGCAUAUCGGAAGUAAACAUGGACUUUACUAUGACUUUGUACUUGAGGCAUUAUUGGCAGGACGAUCGGCUGGCCUUUCCUUCCAGCAGCAACAAGAGUCGUACCUUCGAUGCACGUCUUGUGAAGAAAAUUUGGGUUCCUGACGUUUUCUUUGUUCACUCUAAACGCUCGUUCAUCCACGAUACAACCAUGGAGAAUAUCAUGCUGAGGGUUUUUCCUGACGGCAACAUCCUCUACAGUGUCAGGAUCACUGUGACGGCACUUUGCUCGAUGGACUUCAGUAGUUUCCCCCUGGACACACAGAAUUGCUCUCUGGAGCUGGAGAGCUAUGCUUACAAUGAGAACGACCUCAUGCUCUACUGGAAGAACGGGAACGAUUCAUUAAGGACUGAAGAGAUCGUGCUCUCUCAGUUUUUUGUUGAAGACUUCCAGCCUUCCUUUGGGCUUGCCUUCUACAGCAGUACUGGUUGGUACAAUCGGCUCUACAUAAACUUCAUUCUCAGGAGGCAUAUCUUCUUCUUCAUGCUUCAGACGUACUUCCCCACCAUGCUGAUGGUGAUGCUGUCCUGGGUGUCCUUCUGGAUAGACAGGAGGGCGGUACCUGCUCGUGUCUCUCUUGGCAUCACCACAGUUCUGACCAUGUCCACCAUCAUCACUGGUGUCUCAGCCUCUAUGCCACAGGUGUCUUACGUCAAAGCCGUGGACAUCUACUUGUGGGCAAGCUUCCUGUUCGUCUUCCUGUCCGUCAUCGAGUACGCUGCCGUCAACUAUUUCACAACAGUCGAGGAGAUGAAGAAGCUCAGACGGGCAAAGAUGCCCUCAUCUUUCAACGCCACACAGGCUAUGGCGUUUGACGGCUGUUUCCAUGACAACGACAUUGACCUGACUCCUUUCUCGGAGGUGUCCAGCACACCGAACACGGAGAGGAACACCCAGGCACGAAACUCCGCCGUCUCUGCGCCAACGGAGGGCACCAGGCUACGCCGCAAGCACCCUUUACUACAAAAUCUCAGCUUCAUAAUGAGCAACAGCUACAUGAUCGACUCUUACUCCAGAGUCAUAUUUCCCCUGGCUUACCUGCUCUUCAACAUCAUUUACUGGAGUCUAUAUGCAUAGAGCAUUAACUAUGCAGAAUAAACACUUUCACUUUUUUUCAGCAUUAUACAGUAAAAACACCAACAGGCUGCAAUAAACAAUAUAUAUAUAUAUACAAUAACUUGUUCUGCUGUGGGAUACGACCUCUUGCAUGAUGUCUUCAGUUGUAGCUUGGGGAUACUCCGAGGUCGGCUGUUGCUUUAUUUUUGCUGAUUUAUUUAUUUAUUUAUUUAUUUAUGUGUUUUUAGCAUGCCUGUUUUAUAUGAGAUAAAGUUUUAAUCAUACAAAUAUAUUUACAUUUUUAGGGAUUUAUUUUAUUGUGGGAUUAGACACAAAAUAUCAAACUGUAUAUUUACAGUACAACUUCUUGAAUAAUAAAC
Molecule: messenger RNA, 2211 nt
Organism: Hippoglossus stenolepis (Pacific halibut)
Lineage: Eukaryota; Metazoa; Chordata; Actinopteri; Pleuronectiformes; Pleuronectidae
Gene: gabrr3a
Product: gamma-aminobutyric acid type A receptor subunit rho3a
Exons: 9
Coding region: 434-1852 (472 amino acids)
Biological process (GO): nervous system process; signal transduction; regulation of membrane potential
Cellular component (GO): membrane; GABA-A receptor complex; synapse
Molecular function (GO): extracellular ligand-gated monoatomic ion channel activity; neurotransmitter receptor activity; GABA-A receptor activity
Source: RefSeq, a predicted model, not a curated record